UGUUUCAAUUUAUGUCAUUGCAUCAGAAUUUUGGCACUAGAGUAAAUGCCAAGAAAACCUAGCCUAAACUCAAAUGAGAAAGUCCCCACUCAAUUCAAGGGAGGUUAAUCUAAAGGUCACUGCACUGUCAAUGAUUGAAAUUGACCAAAUUUCACCUUUAAAAGCCUUUUAAACAUUGUUAUUGGAUGUGUGCAUAAGCAUGAACUUAGCGAGGAAUUUGUCGACCUUUUCGGCUCGUAGAGUGUUACAGUCAAAAUGUGCAGCAUGUUUAACACUGCAGAAGUUUCAAGUGUCAACAGGAUCAGGGUGCAGUCAAACUGGAGCGUCUAAACUCAAAGUCAAACGUUUUACGCCACGAAGAGCAGUGUUAUAUAUUCCUGGAAGUGAUGAGAGAAAGUUAAAGAAAAUACAGAUACUAGAAGUAGACUGUGCUGUCAUGGACUGUGAGGAUGGGGUCGCUGCAAACAGAAAGGUCGAAGCAAGAGAAACAAUCAGGCGUAUGUUGGAUACACUUGACUUUGGACAUACUGAAUGUGUGGUUCGGGUAAAUGCCGUGAGCAGUGGACUAAUGGAGGAAGACUUGCAUGUCAUUUUGCAGGCAGAUAAUCUUCCUCAGACAAUAAUGAUUCCAAAAGUAAACAACGUGUCCGAAAUAGCUUCUAUAACACAGUACAUUCAGGCAGCUCUAAAGGACCGAACUCUUCCACAUAAGAUCUCAUUAGUGUUGUUUGUUGAGAGUGCGUUAGGACUGAUCAAUCUUCGAGAAAUUUGUGAAAGGGGCACAGAACUCUCGCUACGAUCUAACAUCUAUAAUGUUGAUGGACUGGUCUUUGGGUCAGAUGAUUUUUGUGCAGAUAUUGGUGCAAAAAGAUCCACUGAAGGAUCAGAAGUUCUGUAUGCCCGUCAGAAAUUUGUUACUAUAGCCAAAGCCUUCAGACUUCAGGCUAUAGAUAUGGUGCACAUAGAUUAUAAAGAUCAAGAGUCUCUAAGGGAGCAGUCAGUCAGUGGGGCCAACAUGGGUUUCACAGGUAAACAGGUGAUCCACCCCUCCCAAAUACCUAUUGUACAGGAAGCUUUCAGUCCCAGUGAGGAACAUAUAGACUGGGCUAAAGGUCUUAUCAAAGCAUUCGAGGAUCAUCAGUUGUCAGGAACUGGAGCGUUUACAUAUAGAGGUCACAUGAUUGAUAUGCCGCUACUGCUACAAGCCAAAAAUGUCAUCCAGCUAGCCGAGGCGAUACACGCUGUGAGGUAGUUGAGAGAAAAAUGCUGCAGAUUUCACAGUACUAGGAUAGGAAGCUUAUCUUCAUUGCUGUGUCAAACCGACUGUUCCGUGUGAUUGCCGUGUCACAUCAAAUAUUCCAUGUAUGUUGAUUAUGUAAUAUCAUCAUGUUUGUGGAGUUUAUUGUCCACAUUGGGCAAGACUGCAUGUUUGGAUGGGACAUUUCAGCACCACUUGAGAGAUAGAGGCUUUAGAUGAAUGUUGAGUUACCAAAAUGUGUAAUUACCAUGCGUUACAACUGAAGCAUUAUUUGAAAACUAAUAUCUAUAUUUCUGAACUAUGUAUGAAGUCUGCAUAGAAUGUUCUAUAUGAAUAUGACUGAUGAUAGUGAAUAAUUCUGCAGAGUAUGCACUAAAUGAAUGUAACUGGUGAAGAAGUCUUCAGAGAAUGUUAUAUAUGAAUAUAACCACCAAAUAAGUACA
This is a messenger RNA of Mercenaria mercenaria, 1701 nucleotides long. Its product is annotated as citramalyl-CoA lyase, mitochondrial-like. The record is from RefSeq and is a predicted model, not a curated record. Gene Ontology annotation, biological process: regulation of cobalamin catabolic process. The coding region runs from base 200 to 1252 and encodes 350 amino acids. NCBI's taxonomy places the organism in Eukaryota, Metazoa, Mollusca, Bivalvia, Venerida, Veneridae. Gene Ontology annotation, molecular function: (S)-citramalyl-CoA lyase activity. The transcript has 8 exons.